Messenger RNA from Glycine soja, 1287 nucleotides. RefSeq lists its product as uncharacterized. Lineage: Eukaryota; Viridiplantae; Streptophyta; Magnoliopsida; Fabales; Fabaceae. The transcript has a single exon. The record is from RefSeq and is a predicted model, not a curated record. The coding region runs from base 662 to 1099 and encodes 145 amino acids.
AAUAAUCCUAUGUAGACCCACAGUCCACACCAUGCUUUCAAUUAAUUUCUUAGUGGAGCAAGAAAGGAGGCCACCAGUAAAGUAUGGCAAUUUUCUGCAUCAAGUAUGGAAGCAAUUUAUGAGGCAUUAAUUUAUAGUAACAUAUAACAAUCAACUUUGGUUCAUCAAGCUCUAUCCAAAUUCAAUCACCAAAUUUAAUCCUCUCCCUAUUAUGUAAGUACUUUAUAUACCAAAUUGAAUUUGGUUUGUUCAAAUUUGUCAACAAGUUAUGAUCAAGGUGAACUUCUGCAUCCUUUUGCUACUAUGUUUGAAAAGUUGAUACCAAAUUGAAUUUCGUUUGUUCAAAUUUAUCAACAAGUUAAGAUCAAGGUGAAAUUCUGCAUCCUUUUGCUACCAUGUUUGAAAAGUUGAGUAGACUGAGCCAUGAUCUAUUGCAGCUUCUGAUUUGUUAGUGGUUGAAAUCCUAAAGGGUAAUGAUCAGGAUUGGUCAUGCCACAGGUUUGGUUCUAUUGUUACUAGUAUUAUUAUUAUUAUUAUUAUACUACUGGUGAGUAAAUUAAAGUAACUAGAGCUUGAAAUUUCAACUGCCUUUACUGGGGAAGAAGCCUAAUUGAGUAUUGAAAAGUAAGAAACGAAAGACUUUCACAGUGGUUUUGGAGCAAUGGGUGGUUCUUCUUGCUUUUUCAUAAUAUGUGUUCUGCAUUCUGCGAUAGCUUUGACUUGUGGAUCACUGAUGGUUUUUUAUUCCAAAGAGAUAAGGGUGUUGGGGCAUGGACCAAAGACAGCAAGCAAGCUUCAAGGGUCAACACCCCAUGAUCAGCUUUUGAUCCAAACCUCAGAUUCCUUCUCUGGCUUGCUGUUGUUCACAAUAGGCUUCCUUGUGUUCAUGGUUGCUUGUGUUAAGGACUGGGAGUUCCAGAGUUUCUUUGCCAAAGGGUGUGUGCUUCUUCACAUCUCUAUGGCUGUGUGGAGAUUCUACUUUGAAGGAAAGCUUGAGGAUCUUGCACAUGACUGGCCUAGGCAUGCUGUUGGGGACAUUGCAUUGGCCACUUCCUGGCUUUUCUUUCUUGUGUACAUGUGGAGGGAGAAGUAUGAUUAGUUAGUUAUUGUUGUAAAGUACUAUAAAUGUUAGGGUCUUACAUCUGAAGAAAAAUCUUUGGUUUUGUGUUGUGAUGCUUGUUGGAUUCCUUUGUGUACAUCUGGUAGAGUUUUCAGUGUAAAUUUAUCCAUAAUUGACACCUCUAAGUUAAGAGUAAAGUAAAUAAUCCAGUAUAUUUCAACACAUUU